AUGACUCAACAAUCCUUUAUCCGCAACUCCAUCCCCUUACCUAGGCACACCUACGAAGGCGAAGAGUACUUUUGCCGUUUCACCCCACGCAUCCACCGAGAUGCACGUCUUUCAGAUGCCGGUUCCUGGCAAUGUCAGGUCGACUUCCUCAAAUCGAGCAACGAUGCGCGGGCAGCCGCGGACCGGAACAAAGAUGUUCAUAGCUAUGCUGUAGGCUGUAUCAAUCCCGUGGUAGGCAAUUUCACUGCCCUGUGUGCGUGUGAGGCUCUGAGCGGCAGGCUUGCCCUUACAACGUACAUGGUUGAAUACGCCUACAUACACGACGAUGUUAUCGAAUAUUCCGACAAGAAGGAUGAGUCUCAUCUUCAAAAAGCCAACGAACAGCUGAUGGAGGGUCUGACCUUGGCAGGUGACACAAGCCAUGGUCCCAAGUCAAAGGACCACGUCCAGCGACGCCAACUGCAGGCUAAGAUGGUCAUGGAACUCAUGGAGGUCGACAAAGAACAGGCAAAAGAAACACUGCGUCUCUGGAAGGAGAUGUCUGCGGUUUUCGUCCAGAUCAGAGACAUGAAGUUCACCGUCCUGGAAGACUAUCUCAAGUUCCGUGUUGUCGACGCCGGAUGCCCGUGGACCAUGAGUCUCCUCUGCUUUUCCAUGGACUUCAAACUCACACCCGAAGAAGAGAAGCAGACAUCGGCCAUCACCUCAGCUGCCUAUGACAGCUGGGUCCUUGUCAACGACUACUUCUCUUGGGAGAAGGAGUGGAGCAACUACCAAUCCAACGGAGCCACCGGCGUGAUAGCGAACUCCGUCUUUCUCUUCAUGAAGUGGCACUCGAUCGAGAAGGAAGAUGGCAAGAAGAUGCUCCGCAAGGAGAUCAUAUCACGUGAGGAGAAGUACUGCAGCUUGAAGGACAAAUUCCUUGCCAAGGGUGCUGCUACCGAGAAGACGCGUCAAUGGUUGGAAUUGCUCGACCUCGUGACGGCGGGUAAUUUCGCUUGGAGCAUGACGACAGCACGAUAUCGAGCUGGCGCCCCGGACGUAUAUCCGGCUCUGUGGAAACAUUAUGCUGACAAGAAAAGUGACACCGAAAGCCUUGGGAGACCCAUUUCAGUCAACGCCAAAGACACUGCUGAUGACAUUGAUGUUGUCCUUCACGAUCGUAAAUAUCUCGACCUUUCCACUCAAGAUGUCACGUCGGAGAGUCGCGAAUGGAAGACCAGCGAAAACCGACCCGGUGUCCUCAACAACAACAAUGACCUCCAGAAAUCUCAGCUUGGCGAAACGUGGUCAAUUCGUCAAUACGAGGAUAUGAUUCUUCAACCCCAGAAAUACUUGGAAAUGAUGCCUUCCAAAGGUUUCCGGAACGCUGUCAUAGACGGAUUAGAAGUCUGGUAUCAGGUGCCUGAGAAACCUCUCGCAAUCAUUCGAGACCUUGUGAAUCAUUUGCACAGCGCCUCCCUCAUGUUCGACGACAUCGAGGACAAUUCCCCCCUUAGACGAGGAUAUCCGGCUACUCAUGUUGUUUUCGGAGUCAAUCAGACUAUCAAUUCAGCUAGCUUACUCAUGCUCAAGGCCUUGAAGGCCGCGGAGUCUCUCUCGUCCCGAGCGUCUCGCAUGCUUUUGGAUUUGCUCAUCGAGGGGCACAUCGGUCAAGGCAUGGAUCUGUACUGGACUUACCAUACUUCUGUGCCCACGGAAGAAGAGUACUUUACCAUGGUGGACGGCAAAACUGGCAGUCUCUUUACUCUUCUGGCGGGGCUGAUGCGCUCCGAAGCGACUACACAUCGCGAUCUCGAUGUCAGUCUCCUGAUGAAACUUGUCGGUCGUUUCUUUCAAGCACGAGAUGACUACCAAAAUCUUUGUUGUGACGAGUAUACGGACAAGAAGGGUUUUGCUGAAGAUAUCGGCGAGGGCAAGAUAUCGCUUCCACUUAUUCACGUCCUCGCCACCAAGUCACCUCAGCAGGGCCGCCUUCUGAGCAUACUCCAGCAGCGCAAGUGCGGUAAUGGACUGUGUCCCGAAGUUCGUAAGCUCGCCCUGAAGGACAUGAUCGCUGCUGGAGGGAUGGAGUAUGCUAAGAAGACAGCUCUUGGAUUACAGGAAUCUGUCAAUGAAACGCUCUCGAUGUAUGAGAGUAAGGUCGGGCAGAAGAAUUGGCUCUUGAGGUUGGCGCAGAAAAAGUUAGAGAUUGAAGAUUAG
Molecule: messenger RNA, 2202 nt
Organism: Fusarium pseudograminearum CS3096
Lineage: Eukaryota; Fungi; Ascomycota; Sordariomycetes; Hypocreales; Nectriaceae
Exons: 8
Coding region: 1-2202 (733 amino acids)
Biological process (GO): isoprenoid biosynthetic process
Molecular function (GO): prenyltransferase activity
Source: RefSeq, a predicted model, not a curated record